AUGGAUACUUCACAUUUUCGUCGUCGAUGUUUCAUCUUGCUUAUAGUUCUAUUUUAUUCCUCUGUGUUUAAUUUAGCUUCCAAUAUGGAUAUUUCUGAUGAUGCAAGAGGCAGAAAAAUCAACAGUACCCCGAAACGUUUUCUCGGUAGUACAGUUGACAAUGGCACGGACACGGGCGAUGGAUAUAUUCUAUGUGCAGAAGCUGAUCUCGAACUUCCGAUGUUGGAUUUUAAUUGCUACCAAACACCUAAAGGUGUUAUUAAAAAGAUCAAUUUCGUUGAUUAUGGCAAUCCUUCCGGUAAGUGUGAACACUAUAGACACGGCAACUGCGGCGCUAAAACUGCCAUGAAUGUCGUCAAAAAGAAUUGUCUUGGAAAAGGCAGGUGUUUGCUUUUGGUUUCGGACGAGAUGUUUGGUCCGAGUCACUGCAGUAAAGAUAUUAAGCUUUUUGUUCAAGUCACUUGUACAAAAGAUUAG
Molecule: messenger RNA, 477 nt
Organism: Eruca vesicaria subsp. sativa (arugula)
Lineage: Eukaryota; Viridiplantae; Streptophyta; Magnoliopsida; Brassicales; Brassicaceae
Source: the annotation of a GenBank genome assembly